Messenger RNA from Mycena citricolor, 1857 nucleotides. NCBI's taxonomy places the organism in Eukaryota, Fungi, Basidiomycota, Agaricomycetes, Agaricales, Mycenaceae. The record is from the annotation of a GenBank genome assembly.
AGAUCUGUCUUGCCCAGUCCUUGACUUGUGUGGGGAAAGGGCCCGAACGCUCGGAACGCUAGAAUGCAGACAUAUAAGACGGCAUGCUCGGAACAGAUUCUUCGCUGUCCCCCUUUUGCAUACGACUCUCAUGGCCGAUAAAGAGUCUAACGCCUCCGCUGCCAAAGGUGCCGAUGCUACCUACGUGCUUGACGAGCGCCGUCGUGCUGCUCUCGCCGAGGUUGACAACGCCAAGUUCUCUUGGUUCCAUGUCAAAGUUUGCUUGGUUGCUGGUGUCGGCUUCUUCACGGAUGCCUAUGACAUUUUCUCUAUCAGUAUCGCGGCCACCAUGUUGGGUUACGUCUACGGAAAGAGUUCUGCAACCACCGCUGGCAGGCUCAACCCCUCACAAGACCUGGGUAUCAAGGUCGCUACUCCUGUUGGGACGCUUGUCGGUCAACUGUUGUUCGGAUGGUUGGCAGACGUCGUUGGCAGAAAGCGGAUGUAUGGUGUCGAGCUCAUGAUCAUCAUCGUUGCAACUUUCGCCCAAGCCCUCUCUGGAAACGGUGGCGCUGUUGGUAUCAUCGGGGUGCUUGUCGUAUGGCGCUUCAUUAUGGGUGUUGGCAUUGGGGGUGAUUACCCGCUCUCUGCUACCAUCUCCUCCGAGUUCUCGGCUACUCGGAUCCGUGGGCGCAUGAUGACAGCUGUGUUUGCCAACCAGGGUUGGGGUAACUUUGCCGCUGCUUUGGUCGCAUUCAUCGUCACUGCUGCCUACAAGGACAAGAUCCUGAAUGACCCAGCGAUCAACCACGUCCCCCAUGUCGACUAUAUGUGGCGUAUUCUGAUCGGUCUUGGCUGUGUGCCUGGUGUGAUUGCGCUCUACUUCCGACUCACCAUCCCCGAGACCCCUCGUUUCACAAUGGACAUCGAACGAAAUGUCAUGCAGGCGUCCGAUGACAUUGAAAACGUCCUCACCUCUGGCACGUUCAACCGGGACCCCGAUGCCAUUGUUCAGCGCGUUGAGAUGCCUCGUGCCUCGUGGGCCGACUUCCGUGCUUACUUUGGCAAGUGGGAGAACGGAAAGAUUCUUCUGGGCACUUCUUACUCCUGGUUUGCGCUUGACAUCGCGUUCUACGGAUUGGGUCUGAACACGUCUGUGAUUUUGACUGCUAUGGGCUUUGGGAGCGCUUCCAGCCACGGGACUCAGAAUGUGUACGACAAUCUGCGGAACGUCACCAUCGGCAAUCUUAUCUUCUCCGCGGCCGGCCUGAUUCCUGGAUACUGGGCCACUUUCUUCCUGAUCGACAGCUGGGGGCGCAAGCCCAUCCAGCUGAUGGGCUUCACCGUGCUCACGGUCCUGUUCGUCAUUAUGGGCUUUGGAUACGACAAGCUCACGUCCAGCACCUCCGCCAAAGCCGCCUUUGUGUUCCUGUACUGUUUGACCAACUUUUUCCAGAACUUUGGUCCGAAUACCACUACAUUCAUUAUCCCUGGUGAAAUCUUCCCCACCCGGUAUCGGUCUACUGCACACGGUAUCUCUGCUGCAAGUGGCAAACUGGGAGCCAUCGUUGCCCAGGUCGGAUUCUCCAAGUUGGUCAACAUUGGCGGCACCAACAAAUUCGUCAAGCACAUAUUGGAGAUUUUCGCCUUCUUCAUGCUGACAGGCAUCUUCUCGACGCUGUUGCUGCCGGAGACCAAGCAGCGAACUUUGGAGGAGCUGUCGUUUGAGAACCAGGAGGGUUUCCUCAAAGCACCCACAGCCAAGAUCGAGAUCCAGGACGGUGUGGUCGUUGGAAAACGAGUGUGAGCGCUUGUAGUUGAUUACGUUGUUGUGGUUGUACGGCGUGUAAAUUAUGAAUUCCACUGUUUUCUAAUGCU